Penicillium alfredii is the source of this 1887-nucleotide messenger RNA. Its product is annotated as nonhemolytic phospholipases C family protein. Gene Ontology annotation, molecular function: hydrolase activity, acting on ester bonds. The transcript has 7 exons. Bases 1 to 1887 code for a protein of 628 amino acids. The record is from RefSeq and is a predicted model, not a curated record. Lineage: Eukaryota; Fungi; Ascomycota; Eurotiomycetes; Eurotiales; Aspergillaceae.
AUGGCGCUGCAACGGGUGAUUCUUCUGGGCGCGCUGUUGGGAAGCACUGUCUCUGCGGGGUCUCUGAAAGACAUUGAACAUGUGGUGAUCUUUAUGCAAGAGAACCGGUCCUGGGACUCGUAUUUCGGGACCAUGGCCGGAGUCCGAGGAUUCAAUGACCCCAAUGUCCAAGUCAACGACAACCGGCCCAUCUGGUACCAACAGGUCGACCCUGGAAUGUCCGACAAGACCAACACCUUGCUGCCCUGGUACUUGGGGUAUAAAGGUGGUGACUGGUUCGAUGCCAUCCAGUGCAUGGCAGCCGGCGACAAUGGCUACCAGGACAACCAAGCGGCGCUCAACCAUGGGUUGAACAACCACUGGGCACGUAACAAUACGCCAUGGAGUUGGGGGUAUUUGAAGCGGGACGACAUUCCUGUCCAGUUUGCUCUCGCCGAAGGCUGGACCUCGGGCGACAUGUACCAGGAGGGCCAGAUUACCUCCACCAACCCUAACCGAGUGACGCUGGUUAGUGGCUCGGUGAAUGUACCGGGAAGCCCCCAGAGAUCGGACCAGGGAGGUGUGUACAUCGACAACAACGAGGUGCCAGGCUGUGAGAAAAACAAUAUAAACUGUUACCCGCUGAAGUGGAAGACCAUUUUCGAAUUCUAUGAAGAUGCCGGAGUAUCCUGGCAGGUAUAUCAGGAUAAGAACAACUUUGAUGAUAACCCACUGGCCUGGUUCGAGCAAUACCAAAAGGCCCCCAAGAGCUCCCCCCUCACAAAAAAGGGCAUGACCACGGUGGGCCUUGACACCUUCUACAAGCGGGCUGCCAAUGGUACCCUGCCGGAGGUCAGCUUCAUUGUUGGCCCGGCUGAGCUGUCGGAGCACCCGCCAUACCAGCCCAAGGAUGGCGCGUGGCUGCAGAAGAAAGUGGUCGAUGCCGUCAUUAACAGCCCACAAUACCGCUCGACGCUGUUGAUGAUUAGCUAUGACGAAACCGGUGGGUUCGGAGACCAUGUCACUCCAUUUCAUUCUCCAGAAAACACCCCGGGUGAAUGGAUGAAAGACCCCACGGGCUUGUUCGGCGAUAUUUUUGUAGGACCUGGUUUUCGGGUGCCUUUCUACAUGAUCUCUCCCUGGACCCGAGGAAACCGUGUCUUUACCGAGCGAGCAGAUCACAACUCUCAAAUCUUGUUCCUUGAAAAGUGGCUUGCCGCUCGCGGCUAUGGGAACAUCCAAACCAACGAAAUGGUUCCGUGGCGGCGAUCCCAUAUGUCCAACUUGGUCAACGCAUUGGACCUAGACAAUCCUGAUUACUCUCUCCCUAAUCUUCCAGAGGCCGAGACUCCUGCCACCAACGACAAGGGCGACUACAUUGGCUCAGCACAAUGUCAAUCGCGCCAUGCCACCCAGCGCCCACCCGUCCCAUAUGGCCAGCAGGAUAACAUAACCGAGGCGCUCUGGUUUGAAGAAGGCUUCAAGGAGUGCGUGGGCUAUCUGACCGAGGGCCGCUACCUGGUUUUCGAAAAAGCCGGCGCAGCAUUGACGAACCGGGGCCAAAAAGACCAUCUGACCCUCAGCCCUACAACGUCUGACCAUGGGAGCAAGUCCCAACGGUGGGUAGUCCACUACACCAACGACGAGGAGAGUGGGAUCUUCAAUAUCUCCAGCGCCGUGGAUGGACGAUGGAUCGGGCCGCGUGGAACCCUCAUUCCCACGGACAAGUCCGCAGACGCAGCCGCACUGCGGUUGAAAUUCCUCGGCAACGGUCGCGGGUAUACCUUGCAAUAUGUCGAUCGGGAUCAGUAUAUUGAUGUGGACACCCGUGGAUCCUUGACGAUGGAAACUAUGCAGAGCGGGCCGGUGACGGGGUACAAGGUCUGGAGUGUGACGUAUCACGACUGA